This is a messenger RNA of Saxophila tyrrhenica, 447 nucleotides long. RefSeq lists its product as uncharacterized. The coding region runs from base 1 to 447 and encodes 148 amino acids. The transcript has 2 exons. Lineage: Eukaryota; Fungi; Ascomycota; Dothideomycetes; Mycosphaerellales; Extremaceae. The record is from RefSeq and is a predicted model, not a curated record.
AUGCGUGCCUCCGCCAUUAUCGGUCUCUCCCUCGCGGCCCUCGCAACCAGCUCCCCUAUUGAGGCCCGCCAGGACGACUCUGGCAAUGUUUUCAGCGUUUCCGACUUUGUCUUCGGAUGCACGACGACCUGCGACUGGUCCUUCGAUGUCACUGUGGUCGGCUCGCAGCUGCCUAACCAUCCUCCAGUGAAGAACGCAGUCACCUGCUCUGGUAGCCUGGAGGACAAGGAUUUCGUUGAGUGCAGCGAGUUCGGCAACGGCAACCGCUACGUCGCCGCCUACAUUACGCCCGCCAACCAGCUCCGUCUGAAGUACCACGUUACGAAGCCCCGUCAAGGUGCCUAUUAUGAGUACUUCGGCCACCGUAAAGUCAACGCCCAGACAAGCGGCAAGCCUCAGCCAACCGAGUUCACCGUCAAGGAGGUCAGGGCCAUCGGCGUGGCGUAG